Molecule: messenger RNA, 1357 nt
Organism: Scaptodrosophila lebanonensis
Lineage: Eukaryota; Metazoa; Arthropoda; Insecta; Diptera; Drosophilidae
Exons: 4
Coding region: 237-1181 (314 amino acids)
Source: RefSeq, a predicted model, not a curated record
AUCAUCUGUGUAAUUGGCUUGUAAAAUAGCAGCAAAGCUACGCAUCCGAAGGGUGGCUAAAUAUCUAUACACUAUAACUGGGUGUGGCCAAAUACGGAGGGGUUAUUUAAGCCACUGCGUACAUGCGCGCGCACUCCUUUCUAUAACUCUGAGGCCUAUUCAGAUUGAGAUUUCCAAGUUGGGCAGUUUGGACGAAGUUUUCAUUCGCGAAGGACGUUUACACAUUAAGCUUCAUCAUGAACAUAUUAUUGGGAAACUGCGUUGGAAGUUGUGACCAGCUCGCUGGGCCGCCGCCGGAUUUUAUUCUUUCGAUGCCUCCACCCCCGUUGCCAUCAUUUUUGAUAACAAAGCCCAAGAAUAUAAAUAGCGUUCUACAGUCUAACGAGUCCCAGCCAUGUUUUGCAGCCUUUAUGUGCGGCCAAAACCAUCAGCAUAACGACAGUGGGAACGAGCUGAUGGAGCUUGUAAGGAGCGAUACGAAGAGUUUGGAGAACAUUUGGUUUUUCGUUUCAUCGUGUAUUGGAAUCUUUGUGCUCGGUUGCUUCCUAGCACUGAUACUUAUACGGUGCAGAGAUACCUUCUUUUCGUAUCACGAUGCGAAUAUCAAACAAACCGCAAUAAAUGCUUUGGGAGAGGCAACGAAGUCAAAUGCAUUCACCUCAGGCGGCAUCCUUUAUCCUUGUGCUACGGCGAACAGUCGAGAUUUGUUGCAGAGCCAACUGGUGAACGACAGCCGCUUGUUGUGGGCCACUCUGACGCCACAUGGUACGCGACACUUCAUAAUUGAGAACUCGGAUGGACACUAUGAAGCCGUUGAUUAUCGUGGUAAGGCCCAUAAUCAAGUUUUUCGAGGCUACGCUAAACAGUCGCAGCCGUUUGUGAAGUCUUUUGAUAACAAUGGUUUUGUGGACUAUGAUUACGAAGACCCCACGCCUCUGAUGGACUCCUAUCAUGACGAUAUGGACUCUGGAUAUCAGGAGCCCCAUGAAGUUAUUGGCUCCUUGAAACGCUCACCACUUCGUACACUCGUAUCAUCACCAUCAGGGAGUGAUCUUCCCAAGAUGAAUGGUGGCCCCAGCCUAAGCUCAAAUCAAACAACAUCCUCACUAUCGAUGAGCCGCAAGACGACACUUUCUAGACGCAUAAGUGACGCAUCUUCCCAUAACGGAACAUCCAUGUAAUGUCCAUUAGUUUUAUGUACUUAAAUAGCCUGCUUAUACGUCGAAAAUAACGUUAUGUAAAUCACGAAUAGAACCACUACCACUUAUGUAUAUGAAGGAAACACAAGAGCAAUACUGAGGCUUGACGGGCUCAUCGUCCACAAAAUUAAUGCAAUAACACUGUGUUUACAUACUAA